Molecule: messenger RNA, 2131 nt
Organism: Paramacrobiotus metropolitanus
Lineage: Eukaryota; Metazoa; Tardigrada; Eutardigrada; Parachela; Macrobiotidae
Product: tryptase-like
Exons: 7
Coding region: 598-1926 (442 amino acids)
Biological process (GO): proteolysis
Molecular function (GO): serine-type endopeptidase activity
Source: RefSeq, a predicted model, not a curated record
AUUAACUUUUAGCUGGUCGCGUUUUAAUGCAUAAUUAUGGUGAUUAUCACGAACAACACCUUACUCUGUAACUCAUUCGCUUCGCGCAUUUUUUUAUUAUGGUUAUUAAGGUCUCGUGAUUAAGAUUUGCUCAAACCCGCGGCACUUUAGCAUAAAGGCAGCCGCACAAAUUUGCGUUUGUUUCAGCAGUUGGAGUACUGACUUACAGAUACUGACUUAUACUGAUCAUCUUGCAGCUUCAAAACAAAUCGAAUGUUAGGAUCAUAACAAAACUAAAAUUGUUAUGAAUUUUCAAUUACGAGAUCUUGUAAAGAACAACAACAAGAACGAUUAAUUCUUUCUUGGAACAGUCAUGUACAGUCAGUACAAAUAUUUCAUAUUCUAUAUUGUAAACCAGCACUGUUAACUAACUGGACAUUAUGUUGGUGACUGUUUUACUUCCGGCAACGAUCGAGUCCGUUGUCCCUCACCUUCUGCAACACGCUCAUGGCCGAUUUCGAAACUUUUUCGUUGUUUCUUUCGAACAACUGCAGAAAUCAUUUCUCCUGAUAUACUCGUAUUCAUUGUGGAAUUAAAAGUUUACCCGGCCUUUACAACAUGAGGGCCAUUUUCUUUGCAUCAGCGCUCGUAAUUACCAUAGUUUUUCGACCAUUUUCCCGCGAUCAGAGCGUCAGCGCCCAAGCCAAUUUAGAGAAUGCGGGUUUUACCGGCGAUUCCGCGGAGGAGCGUAGCUUUGCAGCUGUAAAUGUUAAAUCCCUCGGAAAAUUUAACAACGAAUUCACCAAUGUGGCAGCGAAUGUACGUCUGCCAUUUGGAUCGGCUAGCACGAAAGCUUUGAAGCAGUGCGGUGUUCCCGGAGCAGGAGGUUUAAAUACCUUCUUGGAUACGCAGAAUCAUUUGGGAUUUUCUCCAGCGAAUGGCAAUAAGAAUAUUAACCCGGCUUCCAAAUCGGCCAUCGUUUCCGGUAUGGCUGAAAAUGCCAAUCGAUUUGUCGUGGAUUUCAUGGCCAACCAUAAUCAGUUAAACGAAGAUACCAUUGUUCCGCGACGCAAGAAACGCUCGCUCUGGGAGCGAUCGCUGACUCUGGGACUAUCCGAUAAAAAAUUGAAAGUGGUCCCGACCGUUGUUGGUGGAUUUGAUGCCGUGCAGAACCAAAUCUGUUGGCAGGCCAAAAUAACUAUCCUGCUAAGCGGCGGAAUAGCCACUUGCGGAGGGACAAUCAUCGGUUCCCGGACCAUUUUGACAGCUGCGCACUGCACUCUGGAUCCCUUCAUUACUGAGCGAAAACAGCAACUUUCCAAGGAAAGCUAUACCGUGCAAGUUGGCGCUAUGAACCGCCAGUUUAACCAGUUCAAUCCCAAUUCCGAUAAGACAGGAUGCGCGGAAAACUUUAAAGUGUCACGAGUUAUCACGCACCGGGAUUACAGUCAGCAAGUGGGAAACAACGAUAUUGGAUUGUUGAUUCUGGACAGAGAUAUUGAUUUGGAUAAUAAACAAUGCGCAUGCCCUUUGUGUCUGAGGAACAAAGUACCGGGUGUCAAUGAAUUCUGUGUGGUCAGUGGAAUGGGCGACGAAUCGGAGGGAGGCGGCUCAAACCGCUUUCCGGUCCCCUUGAAAUGGGUUCGAGUCCAAGUGAUGAAUCAAACAGGCGACGGCAGCUGCGCAAUGAGCACCACGGAGGAAGGCGUUUCCACUGAUUUGACAAAGUUCAUCUGUGCCGGGGAUGUUGUCGGUGAGGAUUCCUGUCAAGGAGAUUCGGGAGGACCAUUAUUCUGUUUUGAUCGCACCGCGCAAACCUACUAUCUAGCCGGGAUUACGUCAUUUGGAGACGGAUGUGGUCUCGGUAUUGGAGGACAAUACACGAAAGUCUCCCAGUAUUUGGAUUGGAUUCGGUCUAAUUCUUCUCCUGACAGAAUAAGCUUGUGAUAUGACUGCUACGUAUUACAGUACGCUUCCCGCCUUCCGAAAAAGCUGUUAUCUGUAAUCAUACUGACGCAAAAUACAAAAUUACCUACAUUAUGUAACUUAUACGAGUAUUACUAUUACUUUGGAUCCUUUUAUAUAUGCGGGCAACCUUUUAUACUACGUUUUAUAAUUACGAGGCGCGAUUCAAUAAACCGUAAUUUCAUUG